This is a messenger RNA of Neodiprion fabricii, 3842 nucleotides long. RefSeq names its product sodium- and chloride-dependent GABA transporter 1 (gene Gat-a). Gene Ontology annotation, cellular component: membrane. The transcript is spliced from 10 exons. NCBI's taxonomy places the organism in Eukaryota, Metazoa, Arthropoda, Insecta, Hymenoptera, Diprionidae. Gene Ontology annotation, biological process: sodium ion transmembrane transport. The record is from RefSeq and is a predicted model, not a curated record. Bases 598 to 2442 code for a protein of 614 amino acids.
GUAGAUGUCAGUCUUCUGUGAGCUGGCGAACAGCUUGUUGGAUUUAAGUUGCAUCUUCGGGGGUCAGUUACACGCUUUUCGAAAAGCGCACGUCAACGUGCGUGUCACACUUCGGCCUUUCCGCUCCACAGCACAUCGAGGGUCGACUUGGUUCUUGCCUUUUUCCAUUUACCAUUUAUACCGCACACCGCUUCUACAGUGUCGAGUCAUGCCCAAUUUUGAAAAUAAAACCUAAAAAUCAAAUCUCAUUGAAGUCGCAAAGCGAUAUACCUAUCGUACCAAGAUCAAGUGAGUGUGUGACGUCCACUUAAUGUAACAGUGGAGCUUGGGAGUUUUCAAGGCACACAGGUAUAGUUCAGAAUCGUGUACUCCGUGUUUGAGAGGAAAGCACCCACCGUGAUAAAAUUAGGUAUUGACGUGUUAUGCGCUGGCAGCCGCUUCCUGGGUAGGGGUCAUCUAGUCGUUGCAGGUGCCCUGGGAGAACAAAGAGGCUGGCUGACGGUCGCAAAAUUCAAGCAACGCAAGAAGACGGAAAACGGGGACGUGUAGCGACCAAGAACGUGGAAAUUGAAAACGCCGUUCAACGGCGUUGUCAAAAUGACUGAUGCCUUGAGAGAUCCAGAGUUGGCUGCAGACUCGGUGAGCGCCGAGGAUGCCAGAGCAUCACUGAACGUGGCUUGUCAAUCAAAGUCGAAAGACAAAGCACUCCCCGAGAGAGGUACCUGGAGUACGAAACUGGACUUCAUCCUGAGCGUGGUCGGACUUGCCAUUGGACUCGGUAAUGUGUGGAGAUUUCCGUAUUUGUGUUACAAAAAUGGGGGUGGUGCUUUCCUCAUACCGUACUUUUUGACGCUGAUUCUUGCUGGUAUCCCGAUGUUCUUUAUGGAGCUGGCCCUUGGGCAGAUGCUGACCAUAGGUGGUCUUGGGGUCUUUAAAAUCGCUCCCCUCUUCAAGGGAAUCGGCUACGCUGCGGCGGUAAUGUCCUGCUGGAUGAACGUCUACUACAUUGUCAUUCUGGCAUGGGCCAUCUUCUACUUCUUCAUGUCAAUGAGAAGCGAUGUUCCAUGGCGAACCUGCAACAAUUACUGGAACACGAAAAACUGCGUUAACCCUUACGAUAGAAGUGGGAUUCUUUGCUGGAAUCAACAUACCAGCAAAGGUGUUAUCAAGGUCUGCUCUCUGAACCAGUUCAACGUCAGCGCGACAGAUCUCACCGACCCCGUGAAAGAAUUUUGGGAGCGACGGGCACUUCAGAUCAGUGACGGAGUAGAACACAUGGGAAGCAUACGCUGGGAAUUGGCGGGAACUCUUCUAUUGGUUUGGAUUCUCUGUUACUUUUGCAUUUGGAAGGGUGUAAAGUGGACUGGAAAAGUUGUAUACUUCACCUCCUUGUUCCCUUAUGUUCUUUUAACUAUUCUUCUAAUUCGUGGGAUCACUCUGCCCGGUGCCAUGGAAGGAAUCCGAUUCUACAUCAGCCCAAAUCUUUCCAAGCUCCGGGAAUCCGAAGUAUGGAUCGACGCUGUAACACAAAUAUUCUUCUCUUACGGUCUCGGCCUGGGUACCCUGGUUGCCUUGGGCAGCUACAAUAAGUUUACGAACGAUGUGUAUAAGGAUGCUUUGAUAGUCUGCUCGGUGAAUUCUUCAACGAGCAUGUUUGCCGGCUUCGUAAUCUUCUCUGUGGUUGGAUUCAUGGCACACGAACAGCAGAAACCAGUUGCCGAAGUUGCAGCAUCCGGACCCGGACUCGCCUUUUUGGCAUAUCCCUCGGCAGUUCUUCAGCUGCCAGGAGCCCCACUGUGGUCUUGCCUCUUCUUCUUCAUGCUUCUUCUCAUUGGCCUCGACUCGCAGUUUUGUACGAUGGAAGGUUUCAUAACGGCGAUGGUUGAUGAGUGGCCACAGCUGUUGAGGCGACGCAAGGAAAUCUUCAUUGCUGUUGUAUGCGGGUUGUCAUAUUUGGUUGGUUUGUCAUGCAUCUCGCAAGGUGGCAUGUACGUUUUCCAAAUCCUCGACUCUUAUGCCGUAUCCGGUUUUUGUCUGCUUUUUCUGAUAUUCUUCGAGUGCAUCUCAAUCAGCUGGGCAUUUGGUGUAAACCGCUUUUACGAUGGAUUGCGUGACAUGAUCGGCUACUACCCACUUGCCUGGUGGAAACUAUGCUGGACUGUCACAACGCCAAUGAUCUGCAUCGGUGUAUUCAUCUUCAAUCUCGUGCAAUGGACACCGGUAAAGUAUCUGGAAUACGAAUAUCCAUGGUGGUCUCACGUCCUCGGCUGGAUAACGGCCUUGUCAUCAAUGCUGUGUAUACCCGGGUACAUGAUUUACGCGUGGGUGACGACACCUGGAGAUUACAACACGAAAUUCAAGCUUCUCGUUCGAAUAGAAGACGACGUUGGGAGCUUGCGCGUCAAAAUGGGCCAGCCAGGGGUGGAGCUGAGCACAUUGUAACGAUGUAACAAUUUACAUACCCUUCGUGACAAAACUGAUGGAGGUAAAUCGCACGCCUUACCUCGUUUGCCGCACGCAUCGAAUCUAGACGCAGGAUGCACGUCAAAUCGUUGACGGUACGCAGAUUUUCGUUUGGAUUCAGCUACGCACUCAAUCAAUUCACCCACAUCUAACUUCAAAUCAACAUUCGUCCAGCUUCUCGCCAGUUUCGAGGCCGUUAAUACGUGCCAAUUAGCGAAGCUGUCUGAGAGUACGUUGAAAGUUUUCAAUCCGUAUAAAUGUAUCAUCCCUCGUCUAUGACUUGGUAACAGCCCGCUUGCAAAUACUUACUAUAACCAUCAGUAGACUAGUAUACUAUAUCUUAGAUGUGAAAGUGUUCGGUAAUUAACUGUUCACCUAUAUUAAUAUAUAUAAUAUCCAAUAGUAUAUAUGUAUAUGUAUAUGUCUAUAUAUAUAUAUCAUUGGAUAAAAUCUCAAAUUUGUACGAUAUAUAUAUAUAUGUGUAUGUGUGUGUAUAUAUAUGUGUGUAUAUAUAUACAUAUACAGACCUCUUCCCCUAAUUAAUUAGUCAAGGUAUAAAAGUCCAAAAGCGAUAGCGUACAAUCGAGAUAAUCGGGCUCAGAAUUAGACUAUACACAGUUAAUCAAUAAUUAAUAGCAUUAAGUUAACUGUCAAUGUCGUAGAAAUUAUAAGUAGACAACAUAAGUGAAACAUUGAGAAAUUGUUAUUGCUCGAUACCGCUAGGUACUCUACCCCACGAGAAAACAACAUCGUGAUGGACGAGUAUUUCCCUCGCAUUCACGGAGCCUAGGUAUAAGGAGAACGAUCGUGAUGUAUAAGAAACGGCCGAAAAUUUGCAGCAAGAUCUUUCUACACUAGAGGCGCUGGCAUUGCUAAUGUCAGGAUUCUUUAAUUUAAGACGGGAAAUAUCGUGAUCACGCGAUACAAACAAUAACAAACGGAAGCCAUGAGCCUGACAUUACGUCACCAGCGCUACCAUGGUAGACAUUGUGAGAGAAUGAUCUUUCUCCUAUUUCCUCACCGCAAAUAAAGGCAAAACGCCCGUGUCGAUCGUAUUGAUUAUACCUAGGCUCCGUGUUCGCAUUGAUCAGAUCUCCACCCACGGAAUGCUCCCUUAUUAAUGCCAAGCAGGGCGUAGCAUGUCAGGUAACCCCGAUUUUUCACAGCUUACCCGUAGCUCGAAGUCGUUCUCUCGUGGUACAGAGCAUAGAGGAGACUGUGUUAUAACAGCAUAGAUUUAUUCUUACGUAUAAGUUAUUUCGAUGUAAUAUAUAUAUAUAUAUUAUCAGUUGUCACUUCAGGAUUACGUUGAAGUAGAAUUUGAAAUUGCCACACAUUUCCAUUGUUUUUUUAAAGGAAAAUAUAUCAGUUACAUUAUU